CUUCACUGAUGUGGGAGUUAAACUCCAGAGAAAAGCAUGGGACAACGCCAUGGAUGCAAAGAUUGGGUCAAGUCUGGCCAUCAAGAACCUGGCCACGUCCGUGUGGGGCUCGGACGUGCUGCUGACAAGGACCGUGACGGGAGUGCCAUCAAAUGCGAACAAGGAGAAAGAGUCGAGGCCACCUUUAACGCCCAAGAAGGUGGCAUUCUUAAGAGAGUGCCUCAUCAAAAAACUUCACGGGCAAGCGAUGCACCCAGAGGUGAUUGCAGUUCAAGCCACCACCACCAGGGUGAACAGGGUACUCGGUGAAAAAAUAAACGAUCUCAGACGCCGGGACAAGCGUCUGACUAAGGACUAAAUAAAAACAAGACCAGCCGGUUCGUGGCAAUGGCUCAAUCAAAUAUGGCAGUCAAGCAUCCAUUUCCCGCAGGCCCCACACAGAUCGCCCACAGAGCGUAGGAUUAUGAAACCGUGUGGGUCACCCACAUGGUCUCCACAGUCCUGUAGGUCUGCGGGCCCCACAGGCUAUGCG
Messenger RNA from Ixodes scapularis (black-legged tick), 532 nucleotides. RefSeq names its product BEN domain-containing protein 5-like. The record is from RefSeq and is a predicted model, not a curated record. The coding region runs from base 50 to 358 and encodes 102 amino acids. Gene Ontology annotation, biological process: negative regulation of DNA-templated transcription. Gene Ontology annotation, molecular function: DNA binding. NCBI's taxonomy places the organism in Eukaryota, Metazoa, Arthropoda, Arachnida, Ixodida, Ixodidae. The transcript has 2 exons.